AUGCACUGGGCCAACCAAAGUCAUGUGACCGAGUUCAUUCUGGUGGGUUUCCCUGGCAUCCUGGAGCUGCAGCUCCUGCUCUUCUUCAUGUUCCUUCUGGCCUAUGCACUGACAGUGAUAGAGAAUACGGUGAUCAUCAUGCUAAUCUGGGCCAACGUCCCACUCCACAAGCCCAAGUACCUCUUCCUGGGGAAUCUCUCUUUCCUGGAGAUAUGGUACGUCUCAGUCACGGUGCCCAAGAUGCUAUUGAGCUUUGUAACAAAAAGGAAAAGCAUCUCCUUUAUUGGGUGUAUGGCCCAGCUCUACUUCUUCCUGGCCUUGGCUUGCACUGAGUGUGUCCUCCUGGCCGUCAUGGCCUACGACCGCUACGUGGCCAUCUGCAACCCGCUGCGCUACUCAGCCAUCAUGAGCCAGACUCUCUGCAUCCGCUUGGCCUCCCACUUGCUGGUGGUAACCAUCUUCUAUGCUUCCUCCCUCUUCAUCUAUGCCAGACCUCGGGCCAUAAGUUCCUUUGACUCCAACAAGCUGGUGUCUGUCAUCUACACAGUUCUGACACCCCUCUUCAACCCAGUCAUCUAUUGCCUGAGGAAUGAGGAGUUCAAGGACACCCUGAGGAAAACAGUGCAUGGCAUAAAAGUCUUCUCCUUGUCUGGGACUUUCCAAGAUGGUCUAAGGGAUUCCCAUUUUUUAACUCACUAA
This is a messenger RNA of Chrysemys picta bellii (western painted turtle), 699 nucleotides long. Lineage: Eukaryota; Metazoa; Chordata; Testudines; Emydidae. The record is from RefSeq and is a predicted model, not a curated record.